Branchiostoma floridae (Florida lancelet) is the source of this 2709-nucleotide messenger RNA. RefSeq names its product protein O-mannosyl-transferase 1-like. Gene Ontology annotation, molecular function: dolichyl-phosphate-mannose-protein mannosyltransferase activity. The transcript is spliced from 17 exons. Gene Ontology annotation, biological process: protein O-linked glycosylation via mannose. The record is from RefSeq and is a predicted model, not a curated record. NCBI's taxonomy places the organism in Eukaryota, Metazoa, Chordata, Leptocardii, Amphioxiformes, Branchiostomatidae. Bases 22 to 2268 code for a protein of 748 amino acids. Gene Ontology annotation, cellular component: endoplasmic reticulum; membrane.
CGUUUUAUCACCAGGGAAGCCAUGCCCUCUCACCACCAUAAGAAGAACAAAGAUCCCCACAGAACCAGACCCUCCCACCGGCACCAUGUGACACCCAAACAACAAGACCCUGUAGAGAGGACUAAGGCUGUAUCAGAAGGUCCAGGUCCUGAUGAUGACAGUAACAUGUCAGUGGAGGGAGAGGAGACUAGCAGCAUAUCUGGUAAUGGGUCAGAGGUCGGCAGUGUCGGGUCUAGGGACCAGGGAGAUGGAGCCUCUGCCAUAGAGCCCAGCCUGGAGAGACGUCAGCCUACAGACGUGAAGUGGGUGGGGCCAGUCAGAGCCCCGCUCCUGUCAAUCAAGACGGAGCUCAACAUCCCACUGUUGCUGUUGACUGUUGUUGCUAUGGCAACAAGAAUGUGGAGAUUAGAGUAUCCCAACAGUGUGGUGUUUGAUGAGAUGCACUUUGGCAGGUUUGCCAGUAUGUACAUCAGGAAAACCUUCUUCUUCGAUGUCCACCCUCCACUAGGGAAACUGAUUAUCGCUUUUGGAGCCUACCUCGGUGACUUCAAUGGGAAUUUUACCUGGGAGAGAAUAGGAGCAGACUACCCGUCGGCUGUCCCAGUAUGGUACCUGAGACUGUUCCCUGCCUUAUUUGGUAGCCUGUUGGUACCGCUGACCUACCAGACCACAGUAGAACUGGGGUACAACCACUGGACUGCUGCCCUGGCUGGGGGCAUGGUGCUGUUUGAGAACAGCCUGGUAACCCAGAGCAGGUUCCUGUUGAUUGACAGCUUCCUGCUCUUCUUCAUCCUGGCCACCCUGCUUUGUCUGUUGAAGUUCUGGAGACUCAAACACAGUCCCUUUUCUCUAUCAUGGUGGGCGUGGUUGGCUGGAACUGGUGCCAUGUUAGCCUGUGCGUGCAGUGUAAAAUAUGUGGGAGUUUUCACUGUGCUGCUGGUCGGGGGGAUGAUCUUCCAUGAAUUGUGGAAUUUGAUUGGAGACAAGAGGCUGUCUGUGCAUGAUCUGACCUCCCAUUUCCUGGCCCGUGCUGGCCUGCUGGCUGUCCUGCCCGUGGUGCUGUACCUGCUGCUGUUCCACCUUCACAUGGAGCUGGCCAAUAGGAGCGGGCCUCAUGACGAGAUGAUGACCAGCGCCUUCCAGGCUACACUGGAGGGUGGUUUAUCGAGAAUAACAAAAAGCCAGCCCGUCAGUAUAGCGUACGGUUCCCAGAUCACGUUACGCCACACCCACGGGAUGUUCCUGGGCCGACCCUGCUGGCUCCACUCCCACCUGGCCACCUACCCUGUCCGUUACCACGACAACCGGGGCAGCUCCGCCCAACAACAGGUCACAUGUUACAGUUUCAAGGACAUCAACAACUGGUGGAUUGUCAAGGAUCCUGGCAGAACAACAGUAUACGUGGAUGACCCUCCCAAACUGAUCCACCAUGGUGACAUCAUACAGCUGGUACAUGGGACCUCCUCCAGGGCUCUCAACAGUCACAAUGUGGCAGCCCCCCUGUCACCCUACAGUCAGGAGGUGACGUGUUACAUUGACUACAACAUCAGCUUACCUGCACAGAACCUGUGGAGAGUGGAGUUGGUGGAUGGUGCAGAUGAAGGUGAUACCUGGAAAAGCAUCCAGUCUCACAUCAGGCUGGUUCACGUUAACACAUCUGCUGCACUCAAGUGGAAGAUGCUGUCUACUAACAAGGAACUGCAGCAGGAACACAAGUACUCGUCCAGCCCUGGGGAGUGGCCACUCAUGGAGAGGGGUGUGGCCUACUGGCUCCAUCCUAGAACUAAUGCACAAAUCCAUUUCAUGGGGAACCCAGUGGUGUGGUGGUCUGGAGUGGUGGGAAUUCUGGGAUACCUGGCUCUGCUGGGGGUACUGUUGGUCCGCAGGAGGAGGGCUUGUUUUGAUAUGGAUGAUGAGUCCUGGCAGAGAUACAUCCUGACAGGAGAGUUAGUGCUGGGUGGUUGGGUGCUGCAUUAUGUGCCGUUCUUCCUGAUGGAGCGGACACUGUUCCUGCACCACUACCUGCCAGCUCUUGUCUUCAAAAUACUGCUGCUCGCUGUCAUGGUAGAAAACAUCCACACACAUGUACUCAGAUGGCCAGUCCACAGAAAUGUCUUCUCAGCCCUGUGUGCUGUCUGGGUAACCUGUAUCUACCUCUCCUACAGAAAAUUUGCCCCACUGACUUAUGGGAACUCUGACCUGUCAGCUGAUGAGGUCACUGACCUCAAGUGGCUGGACUCAUGGGAUCUGCUCAUCCAAGUUUUAUGAGGAAUGUGCUCUAUAUGUAAGAUAGAAGGAGGGAUUUCUGUGUCUUGCUCCAAAAGAUGAAUAUAACAACUAAGACACAAUGAUACUUGUUGCUUGGUAAUUUUAAGAUUUAAGUUAUGGGCUUGGACUAAAACUGUCUGAAACAAGUGCAAAUUAUCUUGACAAGCAUUUGGUUCUUCGAUUCAAACAAUGUUUAGAUGUAUAGAGAUUGAGUUGCAAUACAUGAGCAUUUUUUAUCAGAUGUGCAAAUACAGAGUAUGAAAGCAAUGUGUUUAAAGAUAUGGUAGCCCUUAUAGCCAUUCAACAGUCCCUGAAGAGCUGAUGUAUAGUUUUAUAGAACUUUUCCAAAGCCAUUAUAUAGUAACAAUAUUUAAGGUGAAUUUGUUGUGUGUUGUAUUGUGUUCAGGAUGUUGUUGAAAAACUAUGGCAAAUGUGCGAGAU